Lemur catta (Ring-tailed lemur) is the source of this 396-nucleotide messenger RNA. RefSeq names its product testis expressed 12 (gene TEX12). Gene Ontology annotation, cellular component: central element. The transcript is spliced from 5 exons. Gene Ontology annotation, biological process: synaptonemal complex assembly. Lineage: Eukaryota; Metazoa; Chordata; Mammalia; Primates; Lemuridae. The coding region runs from base 25 to 396 and encodes 123 amino acids. The record is from RefSeq and is a predicted model, not a curated record.
ACAAGGAGCUCGUUCCUCCAGAAUAUGAUGACGAGUCACCUUGUAAAAUCUGAUACUAGAAAUUGCAAGAGGCCAAGAGAAUUGGAGCCUCAAAUGGCAGAUAGUCCACAGCUGUCCUCUACUGGAAAAUCAGAUUCAUCUUUCUCUCAAAGUUCUGGACUAUUUUAUAAAGAUGAAUCCCUGGAGAAAGAUUUGAAUGAUAUGAGCAAAGAAAUUAAUCUAAUGUUGUCUACAUAUGCAAAGAUAUUAAGUGAGAGAGCAGCAGUAGAUGCAUCUUAUGUUGACGAGAUAGAUGUACUCUUCAAAGAAGCCAACACUAUUGAAAACUUUCUCAUACAAAAAAGAGAACUCCUGAGACAGAGGUUUACAGUGAUUGCAAACACACUGCACAGAUAA